This is a messenger RNA of Scomber japonicus (chub mackerel), 4551 nucleotides long. RefSeq names its product pygopus homolog 2 (Drosophila) (gene pygo2). The transcript is spliced from 3 exons. The coding region runs from base 988 to 2814 and encodes 608 amino acids. Lineage: Eukaryota; Metazoa; Chordata; Actinopteri; Scombriformes; Scombridae. The record is from RefSeq and is a predicted model, not a curated record.
UCCUGCUUGUCCCUCUUUGUCCGGUGGCGACUGAAGGCCAUGAUAAUUAUGGCAAAAAUUUGCGUUUUUGAAUGAAUUAUAGUUGACUGGGUGGAUCAACAAGCAUACACCGAGUGAGGACUGGUUUGCUGGCAAUGACACACCAGAGAGUUUCAAUUUAAAGGACAGCAGAGCAAGCAACGGAGAAAGGGUACAGUUUGUUUCCAAGACAAAGUCUGCAAGAUGGCUAGCUAUCUUCAGUGGCAUGCUAACGUUAGCUAGCCAAGCUAAUGUUAGCAUAGUAAACAACAGUUUCUUAUAACAAAAAAAACGUGAUCGGUUUGCUUUUCCUCAUACAUGCUGUGACAAGUAAAAAACAUUGAGUGCACAUUUUUCUAAAUUGAUUGUGGGAUGAUAAAGCAGAGUUUGUUGUAUAUCCAGUGGUGAAAUCUCAGCGCUGCUAAGCUAGCCACAUUGAGUAACGUGGCUAGCCAGUUAGCAGAGGUAGUAACUAGCUCGCGUUAGCUAGCUGGUCGAGAGUACCCCGCUAACGUUACACAUCUGUAAGUGAUCAUUUUUUUUAAGAAAAGGGAGGGAGGGAGGUGGUCUGUAAUUUGCUUCUAUUGGCAGUCAAGCCAGGUAGCAAGCGACCAGUUUCAACCCAGUCAGCAGAAACUGGUUUGCAACAGGACGAACUUGUGCUAAGUUAACGUGAACCAGCUCAGUUUUUUACCUGACGUUUUUAUUUGGUGACCAAAUCCCGGCGUGACAGACACCGUGGCGAGAGAUUUUAUGCAGCUGGGAAGGAGAGUUUGCAGACCUGGGCCGGUUGAUAUAUACCAUAAUAUAAUCUAGUUGCUGCUGUGAUGAUCAUUUAGCGUGUUGACAUGACCUGAAGGCAGAUUUCCACCUACGCGGCUCAAAGCCUUCAAGACGUCGUCAUUUUUAACUUUUUUUUUCUUGCAUAUGAACGGUGAUAUGCCACUUCACCGACAGUCAUAUUAGCUAAUGGCUGCCGAAUCGGGGAGACUACUGGCGGGACAAGGAAAACGAAGCAAAGCUUCACAGAUGAAGAGCCCGGAGAAGAAGAAGGCGAGGAAAUCCACGACACAGGUCAUUUUUAAUAACUUUGCUAAAGGAAACACGUCCUCGGCGGCAGGGUUCUCCCACCUCACUGAGUUUGCACCCCCUCCGACCCCCAUGGUGGACCACCUGGUCGCCUCCAACCCUUUCGACGAUGACUUUGGGCCCCCAUCUCGACCCAGCGGGGCAGGUGGACCAGGUGGAGCUCCAUUUCUUCCAAGUCCAGGUGCAGGUGGAGGAGGUGGGUAUGGAGGAGGCGGCAGAAUGGGCAUGGGCUUCAUGGGAGGCCCGGGAGGACCAGGCGGCGGCCAGCCUGUACGGAGGCCACCAUUUGGCCCUCCAGGUAAUGCCGGACCUCAUCAUCAGCUCGGCUUUGGAGGAAUGCCCGGCUUUGGAGGGGGCGGUGGGAGUGGCAGUGGAGGAGGAGGUGGUGGAUUCCCCCCUGGUGGCCCUUCUCAGUUCCAAAUGGUACCAAACUUCAGUCCACCCAUGCAGCCCGGGCCAGGAUUCAACUCCAUGUUGUCUCCAGGAAGUAUGGUAGGUCCUGGAGGAGGGGGGCCACCCCACCCUAGAUUUGGUAUGCCUCCGCAGCAGCACGGACAAGGUGGACACCCAUUCAACAGCCCCCCAUUACCUGGUGGUGGAGGUCCCAGAGGGCCCCCACAUGGCCCUAUGCCUCCCAUGGGUGGCAUGGGGCCUGGUCCAGGGAUGAACAUGAUGAGUGGCAUGAGUGGUGGCCCUGGAGGCAACAUGGUGGGUGGGUUACCAGGUAUGCCCCCUCAAGGACAAUUCCCACCCUCACAGGAUGGCCCCUAUCCUGGCCCCAGUCCGCCAGGACCAGGCAACGAGGAUGGAAAAAACUUUGGGGGAGGGGGGCCACCCCCUGGGCCUCAGCAGCAGCAGCAGCAGCAACAACAACAACAACAGCAGCAGCAGCAGCAACAGCUUAACCUAAAUCCCAAUGGCCCCCCUCCUAAUAAUACCACUCCUGGCCCUCCUCCUAACUCUGGUCCUCCACAGCCUGGCGGAGGCUUCCCUGGCCACCCUGACGUCCAACAGCCCAAUGCCAACACACCUGGUCAGCCUCCAUCAGCACCGCCACAGCAUAACCCCAACUCCUCUCCAACUGGUCCCCUAAAUGGAUCAGGCCAGCCCCAACACCCACCACCCAAUCAGCUGCAGCCCCCCAGCAAUACAAACACCCCCAACUCUAACAACUCUACACAGCAGCAGCAACAAUCCACUCCACCUAACUCCGCCCCUGGCCCCACCCCUCACAGCCAACAGAACAACACUCCCGGUGCUGGUGGUCCCAUGUCAAACGCUGCUUCCAAUUCAGGUCAGAACAACAUGACCAACAACAACGGAGGCAACACUCCUGGCAGCAACCCCAACCCCCCUUCUAACUCCACCUCGACCCCAAACACCCAGUCUCCACUGCCCCCUGGCCCCGCUGCCCCCUCGACCGGGCCCGGUACUGGCCCUGGAAAACCAGGGGGCCCGGGGAUGGUAUUUCCUUGCGGUCUCUGCAUGGCAGAGGUGCACGACGACCAGGACGCCAUCUUGUGCGAGGCGUCUUGCCAGCGCUGGUUCCACCGUGACUGCACUGGCCUGACAGAGCCAGCGUACGGCCUGCUGACUCGAGAGAGCGCUGCUGUUUGGGCCUGUGACUUCUGCAUCAAGACCAAGGACAUCCAGGCUGUGUUUGUGCGCCAGGGAUUAGGCCAGCUGGUGGCAGCUAAUGAGAGUUGAGGAGUGGAUGACAGAGGAGCAGCGCAGAGGUGCGACGCGUAAGGACAAAUAGAGACAUUCUUUGCUCUAAUCUAACUGAGUGACCUGUGUGUCAUGCCAGCUACUUGCCCAACUUUCUCUUGACUAGCCCUUUACUCGUUCACUACACCGAGAAACACACUCAUUGACAUUCAUGCUUAUAUAUAGCACUUUGAGUGACAACCCCCCCUCAUAUGAAUCAUAAUGAAUGUUAUAAUUGACACAGUCCCUCAGACAUCUAGCCUGCCAACCAGCAAAGCACUGACACCAACACUCUACCUCACACACUUUGUGACUGACUGGCACGGAUGCUCCCGCACUGACUGACUGAGAUUGACUCGCCCCACUCAUGCACUACAUGAGUGUGAUGAUAUUUCAAACACACAUGCACACACACGUUAGGUGGGUAAAUUAAUCACUGUAAAGUUCAGUUGUUCCCCUAAUUGAUCAAAUGACUGAAAGUAUUAAUGUUUUUUCUCAAAUUGUCACAGCUAUAAAUUAAAACUGCCAUGAAAUAUCACAUUUUGAAAGCUGAAAAAAAUAGUUAUAAGAGUGCCUGAACAUCUAAAGGGCCUUGGAUUUUAUUCAUCAGUUAAUUCAUGGCUUUAUAUGUCAUCAAAUGCUUCAUUCUAGCACUGCCCACUCACAUUUUCAGCCUUUUUACUGCAAGAAAGUUUAAAAAAAAAAAAUCAGUAUAUUGCAGUGUAAAAUCUCAGUAGCAAGUGUAUUGUGAGACAUGAAUAUAAAUUGAGGGGGGAAAAAAAAACUAUUUUUAAGGUCUUUUGACUAUUCCUGCACAUGCAUACAUACACACAGCUUGACCCUGUAUUUCUUGUAUCUGUCAUUUUGUACCCAGUGCUGAUUAAUCCAAUGGAGAUCCGGGUUGAGUUUUCAUUCACACCUCACAGAGGAUUUUACCACCGAAAUAAUUGUAAAUAUUAGGACAAAAAUAUUUGUCUGGAACUCCCGUCAGUUGUGAAUACGCUGCAGAGUCGACCAAUGAACAAAAUAAUGAGUUGAACGUAAUUGUCUUGGUUGUAUACAGUAUGACGUUUUGGUUUUUCUACAGUUCAUUUGAGUCAACUAUUUCUUUUUAUCUCUGCAGUAUACAUGGAUUGUGAAAUCAGUGCUUUUGGAUGGUGUUGGCAUAGCAAGUAGUGACAUCAUGUCAUAUCAGAUGUGCAUAGUCCUUUUUCUUAAAAAAGAGGGGAGGGGGGUGCAUGUGAACCAAUGCAGUAACUGUCUGAUCUGUUUAUGUUUAUAUUCUGGCCUCUGCGCUGCUGGAGGCCUUGAAGUAGACCAAAUAACUAAAGAGCGAAAAAUACCCAUUUUUUCACAUUUCUGUCACAGUAUAAGGUGUUUAUAACUAUUCUUCCUUCUCUUCCUCUCUCUCUCUCUCUCUCUCUCUCUCUCUCUCUCUCUGUCUCUCCUUAUUUUUCUUUAUUCAAUGUCCGAGUUGCCUUUCUUUUAACUUACUCUCAGCUGUUCCUUUAUUAUUUUGUACUGGUAUUUGUGCUGUGCUCUUGCUCUGCUCUGGCGCCUCCUGGUGGAACCUGGAGGAACCAGUGAGUCCCACAGAGGGUGGGGAAAGGAAAGGUACUGAACUCUGAAGUAAAGACAGAUUUUUUUUGUACUUGUCCAUGUCUGUUUUUAUUCAUUUUUUUUAAACAAUUUGUUUGCUAAUCGUUGUAUUAAAAUGAGGGUUGUAAAACCCAGUAA